GUCGGGAGUCGGCUCUGAAAUGGGUCGGUUCGGUACCGCGUGGAUCGGCGUAGUGUGCGGCUAAAUGUGAUUUUUAGCUUGUAAAACAACCCAUAAUUCUCUUAGAUCAACCACGUGGUACAAGAGAAGCUUUCCUGGUACAGCAAAACAAAACCUGCGCAUGCGCUGCGCAUGCGUAGUGAAAGCCUGACAGGAGCACUGGGAACGUGGUUCGUGAGUCGGUGCUCAUGACCGGAUUAACGCCAGAAACAGCACCAAAAUACACAGCGUUUUCGCUUAAAACAAUGUUUUCGUAAUGGAUACGAAUUUGACGAACAUGCGAACUGACUCCCGAGAAUAUCAGAAUGGACACAAGGACAUGGAUCCAGGGAGCAAUGACAACGAGCCACUCCUCCAACAGAACAAAAAGCGAUUUGUCAUCUUUCCCAUUCAGUAUCCAGACAUGUGGAAGAUGUACAAACAAGCCCAGGCCUCAUUCUGGACAGUUGAAGAGGUGGAUUUAUCCAAAGAUCUGGCCCACUGGGAAAGACUGAAGCCUGAAGAGCAACACUUUAUAUCCUACGUCUUGGCUUUCUUUGCAGCGAGUGAUGGCAUUGUAAAUGAGAACUUGGUGCAGAGGUUCAGUCAGGAGGUGCAGGUUCCAGAGGCUCGCUCUUUCUAUGGCUUCCAGAUCCUCAUUGAGAACGUGCACUCAGAGAUGUACAGCUUGCUCAUUAACACAUACAUCAGGGAUCUAAAGGAGAGAGACUAUUUAUUUAAUGCCAUUGAAACCUUGCCUUGUGUGAAAAGAAAAGCGGACUGGGCUCUGCAGUGGAUCUCUGACACAAACGCUACCUUUGGGGAAAGAUUAGUAGCAUUUGCAGCGGUUGAAGGAAUCUUUUUCUCAGGAUCAUUUGCUGCCAUCUUCUGGCUAAAGAAGAGAGGUUUGAUGCCUGGACUCACCUACUCCAAUGAGCUCAUCAGCAGAGAUGAGGGUUUGCACUGUAAUUUUGCCUGCCUUAUGUACAGCCACUUGGUGAAAAAGCCAUCAGCCGACAAAGUGAAGGAUAUUAUCACUGAAGCGGUUAGCAUUGAACAGGAGUUUCUGACUGAGGCUUUACCAGUCGACCUCAUUGGGAUUAACAGUGUUUUGAUGAACCAGUACAUCAUGUUUGUGGCUGACCGGUUGUUAAUGGACUUAGGAUUACCUAAAGUAUAUGAGGCAGAAAACCCAUUCGAUUUCAUGGAGUUCAUCUCAUUGGAAGGGAAAACCAACUUCUUUGAGAAGCGUGUGGCUGAGUACCAACGGUUCGGUGUGAUGUCAAAUACCAUGGACUCUGAAUUCACUCUCGAUGCAGAUUUUUAAAGCUUCAUACUGUUAAGAGUAAAUUGUUUCUACCUCCUUGAGGAAAAUAAAAGUAUUAUAUAGAUUAUGCUCCACUGUUACAAGCAAACUUAAUACAUUUGUGACCAUAUUGUUUUGUUUACUUUCUGGAUUCUAGACUGUUUUUAUUUAAUUUUAGUUUCUAAACUGAUGAAAAAAAUGUGUUUAUGAACAAUUGAUUAAAUCAUAAAAGCUGCAGUCUUCAUAUUUA
Molecule: messenger RNA, 1574 nt
Organism: Neoarius graeffei (lesser salmon catfish)
Lineage: Eukaryota; Metazoa; Chordata; Actinopteri; Siluriformes; Ariidae
Gene: rrm2b
Product: ribonucleotide reductase M2 b
Exons: 9
Coding region: 296-1345 (349 amino acids)
Biological process (GO): deoxyribonucleotide biosynthetic process
Cellular component (GO): cytosol
Molecular function (GO): ribonucleoside-diphosphate reductase activity, thioredoxin disulfide as acceptor
Source: RefSeq, a predicted model, not a curated record